AUGUCUGACAAGAAAGUCUCCAAGCCCUGCCAUCACUGCAAGAGCAGAUCAGCAUCAGUCCCAGCAGACACCACCACGAUCCACUAUGAGAAGUUCUGGCUGUACCGUCACUGCUCCUCAUUGGAGCAGAGCCACCGGCAAGCUCAGAAGGCUGGGCAGCUCUUCUCAGGGCUGCUGGCCAUGAACGUGGUGUUUCUGGGCAGCGCCUUCAUCAGCAGCAUGAUCUUCAACAGGGUGGCCAUCACUCUGGCAGAUGUCUGGAUCCUGCUCUCAGUCCUCAAGGUCUUGUGCGUGUUCUGGAUUAUUUACUACCUGAUGGGCACCAGCCGGAAGCCACACGCCGUGCUCUACAGGGACACCCACGCCGGACACAUCUGGGUUAGGGGGGCAGUGAUGCUGUUUGGCAGUUGCAGCAUCCUCCUGAAUGUGUUUGAGAUUGGCUACAGCACAAUCCUUGUCCGCUGCAAAUCCAAUGUGGAAAUUUUGUUCCCUGUCGUUGCAAUCCUUUUUAUUGGCACCCAGAUUUACUUUCUGUGGCAUCACUCUAAGGACUGCAUUCAAGUCCAGCACAACUUCACCAGGUGUGGGCUGAUGGUCGCCGUAGCCACCAACCUUCUGGAAUGGCUCCUGUCCGUGACCAACGACACCCUGCACAUGGAGAUGGAGUCUCAGCUGCGCGAGGUGGAGGAGCGAUUCACAGGCAAUGAGACUGCCUUGUGCAUAUGCCCAAACACGACCAUCUGCAGAGUCUUCCAGAAGGGCUACAUCCUGCUCUACCCCUUCAACACCGAGUACAGCCUGAUCUGCUCCUCCAUGCUCUACGUCAUAUGGAAGAACGUGGGGAGAAGCAUCAGCCACCACCACAGCCUGGAAAGGAGGCCCAGAUUCAAGCUCAAGGGAGUGCUCUUUGGGCCCGUGCUGGGCACCUGUGUUGUAAUCAUCGGGGCUUGUGUUUUCAUGAUGUACCAGAUCCAGGCCACCAGCUUGGACCCCAGCCGCCAGAUCCUUGUGAUCUAUUUUACCUACUACAUUGUGCUCCUGCCCCUGAUGAGUGUGUGUGCCGUGGUUGGGACAAUCAUCCAUGCCUUGGAAAAAAAGGAGCUGGACACGGUGCAAAACCCAACCCGCAGCCUGGACGUGGUCCUGCUGAUGAGCGCGGCCCUUGGCCAAAUCUGCAUGUCCUACUUCUCCAUUGUGGCCCUGGUGGCCAGCAACCGCAGAGACCUGCUGAACAGGCUUGCCCUGGCCUAUUCUGUCCUCAUUAUCCUUCAGAACAUCAGCCAAAAUGUUUUUGUCAUUGAUGGGCUCCACCGGCGGCACGUUGUAGCAGCAGCUGAGGCCAAGCAUGAGGCCAAGCACACCGGACACUGUGAGCAGCACACGGUGGCUGCAGAGCUGCCUGGGGAAGAGGAGGGCACGCAGGACAGCGUACAGGAGCACAGCCAGACACCUCCCGCCAAGGAGGAAAAGGAGGAAGACACUAAAGAAGAGCAGAAUUGUGAAGCCUGCAGCCAGAGACGAAUGAGCGUGCUGGAGCUGGGACAGGAGAUCCGGAAAUUUUCCCUGUCCUACAUCCAAACCUACUCUCGCCUGACCUGGAAGAGAAGAGUAUUGAGGGAGAUCUCGUUCUUCUUAGUUCUGUGCAACAUCAUACUGUGGAUCAUGCCCACAUUUGGGUCUCACCCCCUGUUUGAGAAUGGAAUAGAAAGGUCAUUUUAUGGCUACUCCACCUGGUUUGUGAUCGUGAACUUCGGCCUCCCCUUGGCUGUGUUUUACCGCAUGCACUCCAUCAACGGGCUCCUGGAGGUCUACGUGACAGCCUGAGCCAAGCUGGACCCCCACCCCAGGGGCUGGGGAGAGUCAGUGAUGCUGAACAAAGAUGCAGUAAGCAGUAGAUAUGCACAUGGAAGCUUCUAAGACGUUUUCCCUCCAGUUUCUGCUUGGACUUCUUGUACAACAUCACAGUGACUUUCAGAAG
Molecule: messenger RNA, 1978 nt
Organism: Zonotrichia albicollis (white-throated sparrow)
Lineage: Eukaryota; Metazoa; Chordata; Aves; Passeriformes; Passerellidae
Gene: OTOP3
Product: otopetrin 3
Biological process (GO): proton transmembrane transport
Cellular component (GO): membrane
Molecular function (GO): proton channel activity
Source: RefSeq, a predicted model, not a curated record